Octopus sinensis (East Asian common octopus) is the source of this 2308-nucleotide messenger RNA. Its product is annotated as FMRFamide receptor-like. The record is from RefSeq and is a predicted model, not a curated record. Gene Ontology annotation, cellular component: membrane. NCBI's taxonomy places the organism in Eukaryota, Metazoa, Mollusca, Cephalopoda, Octopoda, Octopodidae. Gene Ontology annotation, biological process: G protein-coupled receptor signaling pathway. Gene Ontology annotation, molecular function: G protein-coupled receptor activity. Bases 873 to 1997 code for a protein of 374 amino acids. The transcript has 2 exons.
UCUCUUUUACUGCCACAGAUUCUACUGCUGCUGCUGCUGCCGUUGCUGCUGUUACCGCUGCAGUUGCCGCCGCUGCUGCUUCUCUAACUUCGACUUGCGCUAUUAUAGUAAGAAUCGUUUCGCCGUUCAAUCGCCUCCACCACCAUCACUAACGCCGUUGCCAUUUUCAUUACCACCAUCACCACUACUACUACUACGCUUACUACUACUAUACUACUACUACUACUACUACUACUACUACUACUACUACUACUACACAUCAUCGUAUUGAUUUUAAUCCCAAAAAUUCCAGUGACUGAUAUCGUUACAACGACAACCACCACCGCCUCCAUAACAAACACCAACUCCACAACCACUACCAACUUCGCUAGGUACUUCUUUCCUUUAUAAAUGUAAAUCAGUGAUUCUGUGACCGGUAAUAUCUAAAAAGGAAAGAAAAAUUAAUAAUAAAUAAUAAUAUAAAUAAUAUUGAAGAAUAUAGAAUGAUAAGAUAAAGCUUGAAAUAAGACACAAUGUCCCGUAGGUAAAAUUGAUGAAUAGAAUGAUAUAUUGGUUUCGGUAGAUAGGUAUAGAUAAAUAGAUAACGAAAAGAGAUUUAGUGGAAAGGAAGAGUUUGGUUCUGUGACAGACGGUACUUAACAGCUUUUCUCGCUGUUGCUUUCACAAAACAAGCAAACAUUUUGGAACUUCUUAACUCCAACAAAACUACUUUUUUUUUGCGAGGAAUAAAACACAAAAGUGACUUCAAGGGAAAAGGUUUAAAAAAAAGUAUUUAUUAUUAUUAUCGUCUUUCUUGAGCAACAGCAACAACAAAAAUUACAGAAAUAGGAAUAGCCUAAGAAUGCAGGUGAUGUAAAUACAGGAAACUUAACAUGAAUAUCUCCCAAGAGAACGAAAAUACUUCAUUUGAGGAGCAUUGCUUAGACCUUAACAAAGACUUAGGUCCAUUUCAGUUUUACACCUGGGGUAUCGGCUCUAAUAUUAUUGCAAUCACUGGCAUCUUACUGAAUAUCUUCGCCAUCGCAGUACUUACUCAACCUCGGAUGCGCUCCUCCACAGCCAUAUACCUCAUUUCACUGGCCGUAUAUGAUAACGUCGUACUUCUUUCAAUGAUCAUUAAUUUCGCCAUACCAACUAUAAACACCAACGAGGCCUUCAAUGAUACAUAUUCGUUCAUGUACAGCUACCUCCAGCCGAUAGCUUACCCCAUCGCUCUCAUUGCACAAACAGGUACAAUCUACACAACAGUCGGAUUCACAGUGGAACGUUACGUAGCCGUUUGUAGACCCUUACAGGCAGCUAAUAUAUGCACGAUGAACAGAUCCAAGAAAGCGGUCUUGUGUAUUCUUUUAGGCUCAAUUAUGUAUAAUAUACCUCGAAUGUUUGAAUUCGAAACGAAAACUGAAUGGAAUUCUCAAUACAACCACACACGACCAACUUAUAGUACCACAGAACUUGGCAAGAACAAAAUCUACAAAGAAGUCUAUUUCAUUUACCUAAAUCUCCUUGUGAUGUUUUUGAUGCCUUUUACAUUACUCACCUAUCUUAAUACUUGUUUAAUUAAUGCUAUUCGCACAUCGCGCAAGUCUCGAAUGCAAAUGAGCUCUUCAGCGGUGAAGGAAAACAACAUGACAAUCAUGCUAAUAUCCGUUGUUGUAGUAUUUCUAGUCUGCCAGCUUCCAUCAAUUGCUGACAACAUCCUCUGGACGGUACUUAAGAACAAUCAACAAAACUGCAGUGCCGCUUACAUAAAGUUCACCACGAUCAGUAACUUGAUGGUAGUUUUCAACUCAGCCUGUAAUUUUGUUCUCUAUUGUCUCUUUGGCAAAAAAUUCAGGCGAGUUUUCAGCAAGUUAUUUUGUAGUAGAUUUCGUCGCUCGACAGUCCGGUAUCAGUUUCGACCAGAAUCAACCACUUUAGUUUCUCAUAUACGUGACAAUACAACAAAACUUUAUCACAUACAAGGACAUCAUGAAAUGGAAAGUACGUCAGUUUGACAAACUAAAGCAAUAAAACAUUUGCUCUAGAUUCUUCUACCAUUCCAUCUCACUACGUUUUAACAUUUUGUAAUAAUUACAUUCUUUGAACAACAUGUGUUUAUCUCUUUAGCAUAGUAACUGGUUUAAAAUAACAUAUUUUCUUUUGUGUUUUUCAAUAUUUAUAUAUUUUUCUGAAAUAUGCGUAGUUGUACAAAAUAUCUUAUUACUUUUGGCUUUUCUACUGGAUGAGUCUCUUAAAACUGUAUAACAUAUGUACAUAUGUGUGUGUGUGUUUGUAUGGUUGUAUGUAAAAUACUGGCGGUACCCCA